Linum tenue is the source of this 3575-nucleotide messenger RNA. The record is from the annotation of a GenBank genome assembly. NCBI's taxonomy places the organism in Eukaryota, Viridiplantae, Streptophyta, Magnoliopsida, Malpighiales, Linaceae.
UUGAAAAGGAAGAAUUUCAAGAAAGCCAGCCAAUUUGGCCAUUAUGGAGGAUGGACAAAGUUGUUCCACGAAGCAUGAACAGCUCUGAUCGUUAUGUAGGGUUAAUUCUUCCAUCAUCAUGGCGCAUGCUCACCACCACUUGCAUUUGCAGCAGGUAAAAGGAAAGCUAGCUUCCCCCCACCAUUAAUGAGCCUCCAAAAUGGGUGAAACAGAAUAGUAGCGUGCCGGGGACGGCAGCUGAUGAGCAGGCGACGAGGCUCCUCGCCGGCACAAUUUUGACUAAUUUGCGCUACUACAACACAGCUGUGUAUUUUUCAAUUGCCGGCCCCACUUGGUUCAAAGGCUUUAAUGAUAUUAUAUAAUUUUGGGGUUACUUUGUCUCCCUCUUUCUGUAAUCUGCAGUGUGAAAAUUCUCCGGUUGCAGGUGAUUUGAAUAGAAAAUCAAUUUCCCCUGUUGCUCAGCUGAGCUCCUACUGUCACUGCCCUUCUUGGCUUCUUCCCUUCCCUAUCUUACUCCGAGAGCAUUAGAUUUCAUAAUUUAAUUAAUGGGAGAUCUUUCGGCUUGUUAAACAAUUCGAUUGUUUGAAAAAGAAAUUGGCGGAUUCGGGAACUGGGUAGUCUGCUUAGGGAGGGAAGUGAGCGGGGGGAGAAGAAAAAAGAGGCAGCAUCAGCAUCUGAGUAGAAUAGAACUGGGAGGGGAAUAAGAAGAGAGACACAGAAGAAAACAAAGUUUGGGAGAAAGAAAGAUAGAAAGCAGAAAGACUUUUGUUCUCCUCCCAAGCUUUGGAUCCUCGGUCGUGGAGGAGAUGUACUGUGGUGGUGGGAUUGAUCGAUUGUGGGCUCAUUCGAUGCUUUUCGGAUAUGAAAGUUUUAUGAGAGAUAAUGACACUUAAGGCUCGGAUUCAGAACUGGAGGCUUCGGUUUAGCGUGAGGUUCGGGAAAAUGAUGAAGUGUAUGCGCUCUGGGGAGCAGUUAAGAGUUGAUGAUAUGGCUGCUUCCUCGUCGGAGUCUUUGGCAACUAAGGACUAUUCAGCAAGUGGCUAUUCUUCUCGGGCCGCUGAGCCUGACUCCAAGCUUGAUAAUAGCAACAUUGAAGAAGCAGAGUUGUCCCUUCGCGAGAGUGGGUUUUUGAAUUACGAGGAAGCAAGAGCAUUGUUAGGGAGGCUGGAGUAUCAAAAGGGAAAUAUUGAAAGCGCACUUCAUGUCUUUGAAGGAAUAGACAUAGCUGCAGUGACUUCUAGGAUGAAAGUUGCACUAUCUAAGAAAAUUGAUCAUCAGAAUAGGCGACGGUCCCAAAGUGAUCCUGCUCCACCAAUGUCCAUGCAUGCCAUCAGCUUACUUCUCGAGGCUGUUCUUCUCAAGGCAAAAUCAUUGCAGGGUCUUGGGAGGUUUUCAGAGGCUUCUCAGUCCUGCAAAAUAAUUUUAGACACUGUUGAGUCUGCAUUGCCAGAUGGUGUAUCAGAACAGGUUUCUACUGAUUGCAAGUUGCAAGAGAUUUUGAACAAAGCAGUGGAGUUGCUUCCUGAGCAAUGUAAGCUUGCUGGGGCGCCCGAAGAAGCUAUUGUAGCAUACCGGCGUGCCCUCCUCUAUUACUGGAAUCUGGAUACAGAAACAACUGCUAGGAUACAGAAAGAGUUUGCCAUUUUCCUUCUGUAUAGUGGUACUGAUGCAAUUCCUCCUACUUUGCGUUUCCAAAUGGAUGGUUCUUUUGUGCCAAGAAACAACAUAGAAGAGGCAGUCCUUCUGUUACUUAUUCUUUUGAGAAAAUUUGCGCUCAGGAAGAUUGGAUGGGAUCCAACAGUCAUGGAUCAUCUAUCUUUUGCAUUGUCUGUAUCGGGGGAUCUAAGGGCACUUGCUUAUCAAGUGGAAGAGUUGCUUCCAGGGACUACAGAAAGGCAAGAGAGAUUUUGUACACUGGCUCUUUGCUAUCAUGGGGAAGGUGAUAAUGAAGUUGCACUAAAUCUUCUAAGGAAUUUCCUAAAGGAUAGAGAAAGUAAGAGCUGCAACAUGGAACUAUUGCUUGCUUCUAAGAUAUGUGCAGAGAAUUCUAUGCAAGUUGAUGAAGGGAUUACUUAUGCAUGCAAAGCUCUUUGUGACCCUGGAAGAUGUGUCCAAAUAGCAAGCAUUAGUAACUGCCUUUUGGGUCUUUUACUUUCAAAUAAGUCAAGAUUGGUUGCUUCUGAUUCUGAAAGGGUUGUAAAGCAGUCCGAGGCAAUUGAGAAGCUUGAACUUGCCGAGAGACUGAUGAAAGAGAAAGACCCUUAUGUUGUAUAUCAUCUGGCCCUAGAAAAUGCUGAGCAGAGGAAGUUAGAUGCUGCACUGACUUAUGCAAAGCAGGCUUUGAGACUGGAAGCUGGCUCUUCUGCAAAAACAUAUGUGCUUUUGGCUAGGGUACUGUCUGCUCAAAAACGGUUUGCUGAUUCUGAGACUGUGAUCAGUGCUGCUAUAGAUCAGACUGGGAGGUGGGAUCAUGGUGAACUGUUGAGAACAAAAGCGAAAAUCCAAGUGGCACAGGGCCACCUAAAGAGUGCAAUUGAGACAUACACUCGCCUUCUCGCUAUUCUCCAAAGUAGCAGGACCAGUGAUAGGAAGCUGGAAAUGGAGACCUGGCAUGAUCUAGCUAACGUAUACACGAGCAUGUCUCAAUUGCGAGAUGCUGAGGUCUGCCUUUCUAAAUCCAUUGUUAUCAACCCGUAUUCUGCAUCAAGAUGGCACGCCACAGGUGCACUGUACGAAGCGAAGGAAAUGCACCAAGAAGCACUGAAAGCCUACAAGGCCGCGUUAGAUGCCGAGCCAUCCCAUGUCCCAAGCCUGAUAUCCACUGCUAGUGUCCUCAAAUUCCUCGGUGUCAACUCAUUGCCGGUCAUCAAAAGCUUCAUCACCGAUGCUCUUCGAUUCGACAAGCUGAACCAUUCCGCAUGGUACCAGCUUGGACUGAUCAAUCAGGCUGAUCCGAGUGCAUCAGCAGCCGAUGCUUUGGAAUGCUUUGAGGCUGCUGCUAUGCUGGAAGAAACUGCACCAGUAGAACCGUUCAGAUGACCCCGAUCGACUAGUGCACAGCUCUCGUCGGGGCUCUAUGAAGCACAGUUAAGUUGUAAAUUGUAACUUGAAGAUGCAUUUUUCCCCUUAUACAAUCUUGUCUUGCAUUAGUAGAUGUGAUAUAUAGAGGUGCAGAUACUAAUUAUUUGCCAUUGUUGUCUAAGUUUUCACAGCUUGGAGUGAUUUAUGCAGUCCACCUUUUUUUCUUCUUCUCUUUUUGAAAGAUUUCUUCAGAUAAGCAGAUGUAUGAUUGAUUGUAGAAAUAAUGGAUGUAAAUGUUUAUCAACUCCUUUUUAUCUUAUUUUAUAAGAAACAUAAAUCCUGUGUGAAGGUGGUUGGUUAUCUAUGGGGCGUGCCAGAAGAAUGACAGAACGAGCAAAUAGGAGGUUGGGAACAAAUGACCACAUGAAGCAUGCGUGAAGAUGGUUGGUGGGAGGUCUAAGGUAUUUUCGACGUUUUAUCAAACAUGUCCCUCUAUUAUUUUUUACAUCAAACAUGCCCCUGUACUUUGAAAAAAUUAUCAAACAUGCCAUUCU